Messenger RNA from Cyphellophora attinorum, 546 nucleotides. RefSeq names its product NADH-ubiquinone oxido 20.8 kDa subunit. The coding region runs from base 1 to 546 and encodes 181 amino acids. Gene Ontology annotation, biological process: mitochondrial electron transport, NADH to ubiquinone. The transcript has 4 exons. NCBI's taxonomy places the organism in Eukaryota, Fungi, Ascomycota, Eurotiomycetes, Chaetothyriales, Cyphellophoraceae. The record is from RefSeq and is a predicted model, not a curated record.
AUGGCGAAUCGCGAGGCUAGGUUCAACAAGGAUGUACUCAUCGACACAACCCCCAUGCCCGAUGACAUACCAAAGGUCGCGGAAAUCGGAAGCACAUCAGCGCCUCUGCUGAGCGCGGCAUACUUCAUAGGUGCCAGGUGUCGGGCCUACAACGACGACUACAUGCAAUGCAAGACCGAGUCAUAUGGCAGAGGAGAGUUGGACUGCUUGAAGGAAGGUCGCAAGGUUACUCGGUGCGCCGCGAGCGUGCUGUCAGAUAUCAACAAACACUGCUUGGAGGAGUUUCGCGCACAUUGGUCUUGCCUGGAGAACUACAACCAUUCCCUAUUUCAGUGCCGGAGGCCAGAGAGGGUCCUCAAUCGAUGUGUCUUCAACAAGAUUGGACUCGAGAAGACUAUCCCAGAUACGCCCAAAGGCCAAACACCAGUACAUCUCAGAGACUAUCAGUAUAUGGCUGACAGACGGAACGUGUUGCGGUCAGGAGAAAAGGAUGUCGGCAUCUUGAAGGACGGUACCAUCACAGGGAAGGACUAUGCGUCGUCAUAG